ACGAAAUGGGACAAUUCCGCCUUGUUUUAUGCUUCCGGUGAAAUCGAUGGCACACCGCAUUACAUUGCAGCUUCCAUUAUAAACGGAUCAGUUCACGUUGAACUCGAUUUCGGACAUAAUUCGAAAAUCUCCACCACUUUGGGUGAUUAUGUCAUAUCUGAUCAUUGGAAUGAUUUGACCAUAUUCCAUAACGGAACCACCGUCUUCGUUAGCUUAGACGACGAGGUAAAGGUUCUAGAAGUACCGGGAGAAAAUUGCGAUAUCAUCAUCGAUCCAGAAAUAUAUAUCGGUGGUGGUCCCGAACUCCACAAGAAGAAGGGUCUUUUGUCGCACAAUAAUUUUGCAGGUUCCUUGAAGUACGUGUUUUUCAACGAUAAGUCAAUUAUAUACGAAUUGAAGCGUUCCAAUCCUAUGGUACACUACAUCGGUGUAUUGGAACCAGAAUACUACCAAGCCGACGUCGAAGUCAUUCCGAUCACAUAUCCUUUCGCGGGAAGUCACAUCUGGUGGCCAAUCGAACAAACCAAUUCGCUGAAAUUGAACUUCGAUUUUAAAAGUUCAACGCCAAUCGCGAUCAUCGCUUCUGGAGAUGUAAAGAGCAAUCGCGGUGUUGGUUACUGGGAGUUACGUCAAGUCAAUGACGAAAUUCGAUUCCAAUUGGUACCAGUUAUUACGGAGAAUAUUACAUUGUCAACUUCGGUGAAGUUUCCGCCUUACAACACUUCCUGGCAUGCGGUUGACCUUAAUUAUACAAAGGGUGAACUUAAUAUCGUUCUCGAUUAUAGGAAUAAACAGAGUAAACUCUUCGCUAUGACGUUUGAGUUAGGUGAUAAAGUCAUUAUAGGAAGUGGUAAAAGUAACGCAGGUCUAGUAGGAUGUAUGCGUGAGAUACGAGUGAACGGUCAAAGAAUUGAACCUAGAUACGUAAUUAAUACCGAAAGAGUAGUCGGAGAAGUUGCUUUAGACAAUUGUCAAUUUGUGGAUCCAUGCAAAAGGCCGAAUACUUGCGAACAUGGUGGUAAAUGUUCAGUUAAAGAAGAUAGAAUCACAUGUGAUUGCACAGACACUGGAUAUAUAGGAAAGAACUGUCAUUUUGCACAAUACAGAAAAACAUGUGAAGAAUUGGCUCUUUUGGGAUACACGCAAGACGACGUUUACAAAAUCGAUAUCGAUGGAAACGGUCGAUUCCCACCCGCUUUAGUAAAGUGCGAAUUUCAAUCGAUCGAAGAUUCGACUAAAACAAUCGUCGAGCACAAUUUACCCUCCCAAGUAGACGUCAGAUCUAUCAUCGAAAACGAUUUCUCCUUCAGCAUCAAAUAUAGACAGUUUACUGCUGAAAUGCUUCAAGAGCUGAUCUCGCACUCACUUUAUUGCAGCCAAUAUGUAAAGUAUGAUUGUUACAAAGCACCCUUGGAACUACACAGCGCCACGUGGUUUCUAGGCUCCAAAGGUACUACCGUUGAUUACAUCGGAAACGUCAAUCGUGGAUCCUGUCCUUGUGGAAUGAACAGAACAUGCGUGAACUCCAACUUGAGCUGUAAUUGUGACGUGUCUGCUGGAAAUGCUGGAAAGUGGCUGUCAGAUGAGGGAUACUACGAAACACCUGAUUCCUUAGGCAUCACCGGAAUGGUAUUCUUGCAACAGAGAGAUCUUGAGGAAGAUGCUCGGGGACGUAUCACCUUAGGGCCAUUGGAAUGCGUUGAAACAA
Molecule: messenger RNA, 1708 nt
Organism: Cyphomyrmex costatus
Lineage: Eukaryota; Metazoa; Arthropoda; Insecta; Hymenoptera; Formicidae
Product: contactin-associated protein-like 5
Exons: 6
Source: RefSeq, a predicted model, not a curated record